Messenger RNA from Pangasianodon hypophthalmus (striped catfish), 2004 nucleotides. RefSeq names its product high choriolytic enzyme 2-like 1 (gene he2). The record is from RefSeq and is a predicted model, not a curated record. Gene Ontology annotation, molecular function: metalloendopeptidase activity; zinc ion binding. The coding region runs from base 27 to 869 and encodes 280 amino acids. The transcript has 9 exons. Gene Ontology annotation, biological process: proteolysis. Lineage: Eukaryota; Metazoa; Chordata; Actinopteri; Siluriformes; Pangasiidae.
AGCUGUGGGUGUGUCUAGACUUCAAAAUGUUCCAUUUAGUAAUACUUUUUGGGAUGGUGAUGCAAUGCUGGACCCUUCCUCUGCAGAAUUCCUCCGCAGUGCAUGGAGCAAAAACGAGGGCAAAACGAGGGUAUUCAGAGGAGUUUCUGUAUCCAGAUGAGAUGAAUCCAAUGGACAAGAUACUUGUAGCAAACAUUGGGAUGUCGCGUUUUCGGGGCUAUGCCGUUCGAGAAGGUGACAUCGCGAGUUCUGGUGUGAGGAGCGCCAUUUCAUGUCCAAACCAAAACUGCCUCUGGCCAAAAUCGGUGGAUGGAUUUGUUUACGUUCCUUACACCAUCUCUCCUCUCUAUGAUAAUAUGGACCGGAUCACAAUCGAGAUGGGAAUGCUGGACAUCUCAUCUGCAACGUGUGUGAAAUUUGUGCCACGUACGCAUCAAGCUGACUUUGUCGAUAUCCAGCCUAGAUUUGGGUGCUGGUCAUUCUUGGGCAGGGUGGGAGGACCACAGCCACUCUCACUGCAGACUCCGGCGUGCAUGUGGUCAGGCGUGGCAUCUCAUGAGCUCAUGCAUGUGCUCGGCUUCGUUCACGAGCAGUCACGCUCUGAUCGCGACCGCUACGUCACCAUCCUGUGGGAAAACAUCAUCGAGGGUCAAAGGCACAACUUUAAAAAGUACGAGACGAACAAUUUAAACACCGUAUAUGAUUAUGACUCUGUGAUGCACUACGGGAGAUAUGCUUUCUCAGAAGAUGGAUUACCAACUAUCAUCCCUAAACCAGAUCCGAACAUUCCUAUUGGCCAGCGUGAUGGACCGAGCCGACUAGAUAUUCACAAAAUAAAUCUGCUGUACAACUGUGGUGGCCUCGUCUGAACAGAAGCUCUGGGAUAAAACUUGAAGUCACUUUAUUAAAGUAGCAGCUCAGUCACUAUUAUUGUAUAUUCCAGGCUAUAAGUCACUUUUUAUUUUGCACUGUAGCAGAUAUUGCAACUUAGAAUGCAAAGCUUUUUAAAUUUUUUUACACAUCCAACCAAUUCAUGACUUAUUAUCACAUUUGUUAAAAAAAACAGCAAAAUAUUUUUAAUAAAUAAAUAUUUCUACUAUAUCAAUGCAUAGUUGCAAAAGCUUUUCCAAAAGCUUCAGCUUAUGCGUCUUGAAGUAGUUCAUGGUGGUGGAUUUUGAGGCAUGUUUUUGGAUCAUUGUCCUUGUUGUGAAUCUCUUUUUAGCUUGACGAUAUCAAAUUUGCUUCCAGAAUUUGCUGAUAUUUACUGGAAUCUAUUUUUCCAUCUACCUGUGCAAUGUUUUUUGUGCCACUUGCUGCCACAUAACCCCAGUGAAUAAUAGAUCCACCCCAUGCGUAACAGCUGGCGAAGUGCUCUUUUCAUUAAUUACUGCUCUUAUUUUCAACAAACACUGUAUUGCAUACACUGGACAUUGAAUUUUGAGCUUUCCUUCUGAUGACUCUUCCAUGCAUAUCAUGUUUGCGCAAGCAUUGCUGCACAGUAGAACAGCGCACCAUCACUCCUGUGUCAGUGAAACCUUCUUGCAGUCCUUGCUGUCGAUUGGGGAUUUUGCGUUUCCUUUCUCGCCAGCAUUUCUGCAGUUCUGUCUGGGAGUUUUCUUGAUCUUCCAGAUCUUGCCUUGACUUUCACAUUUCCCCUUAACUGCCGUUUCUUAGUGAUGUUUUACAGACUGGAAAUUGCAACCUGGAAGCACUUUUUAUAGCCUUUUUCUGCUUUGUAGGCAUCAGUUAGCUUCAUUUUCUGACCCUCAGUCACCUGCUUAAAGGAGCCAAUGGUUGUUGAAUGUGGGGACGUAUAAGGAUGUGACGUAUAAGCCAGUGUGACUUAUUGUCUGGAAAAUACUGCACGCAUAUUACACAGCUACCAGGUUACUGCAAUUAACUGCCUAUUUAUUAUCAUUUUUUAAGGCUAUUUAACAGGCUGUCAGUUAUUUCAUGUGGUUGUGUGUAAAUAAAUUCCAUUGGACCUCAAUCCAUCAAGUCAUG